AUGAAAUCUCUCUUCAGAAUCUACGACAGGCUACUUCAAACGCAUCCGGCCAAAACGCAAAUCCUAACCACAGCCACCGUGAUGCUCUCAAGCGACCUGAUGACCCAGAAGCUCGUGGAACGGAGGGACAGCAUCGACGCCCAGCGAGCCGUCAGGUUCUUCCUCGUGGGACUCGCGUACAGCGGACCGACUCAACGCACCUGGUUAAUCCUGGUGGACAAGCGCCUCGUGCGGAGCACCGGACCCAUAGCCACGGUCAAGAAAGUGGUCCUGGGUCAGCUCGUAUUUUCUCCGGUUUCCGUGUUCGGUUUCCUUGUGUUUCUGGGUGUCCUCCAGGGAAGGACUAGGGUGGACAUCGAACGGAACAUCCGCGAAAAGUACUCUACCAUCAUGAAGACCUUCUACAAGCUCUGGCCGGUGGCACAGGUCAUCAACUUUCAAUACGUACCGCCACCGUACCGUCUCUUGUACAUGAAUUGUGUAAGUUUGGUCUGGCACACGUACAUGUCUUGGAAGGCGAACCGCUUUAACCCUCACGAACUGUAG
Ixodes scapularis (black-legged tick) is the source of this 546-nucleotide messenger RNA. Its product is annotated as protein Mpv17-like. Gene Ontology annotation, cellular component: cytoplasm; membrane. The coding region runs from base 1 to 546 and encodes 181 amino acids. Lineage: Eukaryota; Metazoa; Arthropoda; Arachnida; Ixodida; Ixodidae. The record is from RefSeq and is a predicted model, not a curated record. The transcript has a single exon.